Messenger RNA from Polistes canadensis, 2196 nucleotides. RefSeq names its product kinesin-like protein KIF9. The record is from RefSeq and is a predicted model, not a curated record. Gene Ontology annotation, biological process: microtubule-based movement. Gene Ontology annotation, molecular function: microtubule binding; ATP hydrolysis activity; ATP binding. The transcript is spliced from 12 exons. Bases 246 to 2048 code for a protein of 600 amino acids. Gene Ontology annotation, cellular component: kinesin complex; microtubule. NCBI's taxonomy places the organism in Eukaryota, Metazoa, Arthropoda, Insecta, Hymenoptera, Vespidae.
UGCUUAUUCUGAACGCGUACAAAGUCAAAACAUUGAAAUAACCUCAAACACAUAUUAAUGAAUUAUAAUAUUUAGAAAAAAAAUGGGAAAAAAUUGAGAAUUUACAAUAUGAACACACUUAAUAAGAAACUUUUUAUCUUCCAAGUUUUCACAUACCUACAAUAGAAAAAAUAACAUAUUAAUUAAAUACGAUAGAAACACCUGUAACCAAGUAAAAUCAAAUAAACUUUAUUUCUCAUUUAAGUAUGACAGAUGAUGAACUAGAGUCAAAUGAAAAAAAUAUAAAGGUCUUCGUGAGAAUAUUACCACUUGAAAAACUAUGCAAAUCAUGUGUACAAAUUGAUACUGAACAUAAGAAAAUAUGCAUAAGAUGUUUACAAGAUUUGCAUACAAGGAGAUCCGCUAUUAAGAAUCAUAUUUAUUGGUGCUUUCAAACAGAUGGAAUUUUUUAUAACGCAUCUCAAGAAGAAGUUUAUAAAGCGACAACAAAAAAUCUUAUAGAGAAGGUUUUAGAUGGUGUAAACUGUAUAAUAUAUAGUUAUGGUCAAAUUGGCUCAGGAAAAAGUUUUACAAUUGGCGGUUUAAGAAAUAACUGGGAACACAGAGGAUUGGUUAUGCGGCUUCUGUCUGAUAUGUUUACAGAAAAAGCAAAGCGAAGGAAAGUUAAUAAAAUACAGUAUCGUUUAAGUUUUGUUGAAUUACGGGGUAAAGAGGUAAAAGAUCUUUUACUAGCUAAAACAGAAAACAGAAUUAAAGUAAAUGAUACUGAUGCAUUUAAGAAUGUAACAAUAAUAAAUGUGAACAAUCAAGAGACAGCAUUGAAGAAACUUUUUGAAGGAGAGACUAGAAGAUCUAUAGUUACGGGUUCUUUCUAUCCAGCUUCCCAUUUAGGAACUGCAGUAAUAACUCUUCAUGUUUCGAAUACAAGUUUAAUUACCUCGUGGGCCGUUGUGGCAACAGCCAAAAUACAUAUUGUAGAAAUGGCAGGAACAGGAACUGUAGGAAAACGAAAUUGUAUGAAAUUGCCAGCAGACGUAGGUGCGGCGAAUUUAGGUCAAACUCAAGUUGAAACAUUUUUCUUAUAUUUGAGAGGCUUUGAAAUAUCUACUAAGUGUAUACUACGUUCUAAUAAUCUUUUCAAGUUUUUGGGUCAAGCUCUUUCCGUAACGUCGAUGCUUCGAUUUAUCGCGCACGUAUGCAUUACAAAAGAAGAUUUAGAUUCAACAUUGUCCACUUUGCGAUUUGCUUCUACAGUUUCAAAAUUACGUCCGGUUAAAAUGAAAUAUAAUGUUAGACCACACACUGAAACAAUCAUAUCGGAACUCAAAAAAGAGAUUGAAAUGUUGAAACGAGAAUUAGAAUUAAAUGAAAUAUUUUUAAAUCAGGAAACAACAAUAAAUAUAUCGAAGUUAAGAUACGAACAAAUGCAUCGUGACGUAAUGCACUUUUUAAAUGGUACAUUAUCUGAUCUUACGUUAUACAGCGUUUCGCAGAUGGAAAUUUUAUUAACAAUUAUUAAAAAUUUAUAUCAUAAAUUGACUUUGAAACAGGCCGAGGUUGAUACGUUAAUUGAAACUUACGAAAACGCUUUGAAAAAUAUAAAUCAAAUAACUUUUUCAAUGAAUUUAUCGAAAUCUAACGAUAAGACCAUUUUACCACCCAAAAAUAAUUCGAUUGAAAAUGAAACUCCAAAUGUUAGAUCGACUAUUUCACAAACAAGUAAAGAUAUCAUUCAAAAUUCGAAAACGGAGCAAGUGGGUGUAUUACAAAAAACAGGUAUCACGUUAGGAAAUUCUAACAAAGAAACAUUUGAAAAAUUUAUAAAAGUACAUAAACAUGAACAAAAUUCGCUAAACUUCGACGCAACGGAAGUUCAUGAACAAUUUAAAGAUAAUAAUAAACUUUUGGUUUGUGGUGAUGAAGGAGAGAAAGCUGUGGAAGAUUUGAAAGUUAAAUUCUAUCAGUUACAAAAUAUGUUGACACGUAGCAUCGAGACCAAACAUCAACCGAAAAUGUCGACGAUCCCGCGGAAAAUUUUCUGUAAUUGAACAGCGUUCAAUAAUACUAAGUAAUGUAAUAAGAUAAUUUAACGGAUAAUAGAUGAGACGAAUAAUAUAAUGUAAGUUUAUAACAAUCUAGAUAAAAUGGAGAUUAGUAAGAUCAUCAUAAAACUUGGAAUAAAAAGAUUACUCAAAU